Molecule: messenger RNA, 872 nt
Organism: Galdieria sulphuraria
Lineage: Eukaryota; Rhodophyta; Bangiophyceae; Galdieriales; Galdieriaceae
Exons: 2
Coding region: 55-822 (255 amino acids)
Biological process (GO): mitotic cell cycle
Cellular component (GO): nucleus; chromosome, centromeric region
Source: RefSeq, a predicted model, not a curated record
GGUUUGGCCCGCGUUUAGUUAAAUUUGGUGAUUUUGAAUUUUUUAAUUGUCAAAAUGAACCUUUCGCAACCUCUGAAGGAGUCUAGUACAGCUGAGUUUCUACAAGAAGACUACUUAACAAGUCAGGCUUCGUUGCUACGAAAUUUUCAACCCAUGGAAUUCUUUUCCGAACUGUUUCAGACAGUAGACAACGUUUUAUGUGACUGUCUAGACUCGUUGAAAGCCAGUUUGGACGAAAAGUGUUUCCCUACACAAUACCAGCUAGAUAUUGAAAAAGGCAUUCAAGCUUUACAAUACUGUCUGGUCGAAGAAGGUGACUAUCAAUUUGAUCUUUUAGAAUUGUUCUCUCUUUAUAAUAUCUUCCGAAUUCCCUCCAACUUGGAUAAUAUGCCUCCGAGUUUGACAUAUUCUUACGACUGUCCCGACAUUGAACCAUCGAAGACGUUAGAUGACGAUUUAGAGGAGACCGUGAGAGAAAUAAAGUCUCUAAGAUAUUGUAAGAAACGACUUGAACGAGAGCUAAGGCUAUUAAAUUCUGAUUUGAAUACUUUCGAUGUGAUAAGACUGCUCGUUCAAAGGGUUGCCAACGAAAGGCCUUCAUUCUUGGCUCAAAACGACCUACAGACAACUAUGAAUGAUUUGAAAAAUAUAUUGAAGAGUUCUGAACAGAGCAUUAAGUUGAAACAACAAAUUGAAAGGACAUGGGUUUCAUCAGUUGAUGAGAUGCCACCUCUAACAAAUCCUCGUUUGGAGUUGGACGUUUCGGAUGUGUCCUUGGCAGAUAUACAGAAAAUGACUUUAAAGUUGAAACAUCAAUUUUGACUAGAGCAAAAUCUCUCAAAAUUCCACAGUAUAAAACAACGAAAUACUUC